Perca fluviatilis (European perch) is the source of this 1407-nucleotide messenger RNA. It is a transcript of the gene asb5b, whose product is annotated as ankyrin repeat and SOCS box containing 5b. Lineage: Eukaryota; Metazoa; Chordata; Actinopteri; Perciformes; Percidae. The transcript is spliced from 7 exons. Bases 93 to 1013 code for a protein of 306 amino acids. Gene Ontology annotation, biological process: intracellular signal transduction; protein ubiquitination; positive regulation of protein catabolic process. The record is from RefSeq and is a predicted model, not a curated record. Gene Ontology annotation, molecular function: protein binding.
CCUUUCCCCACUCGUCUGUUCAGCCAGGCUCGCGCUCCGCUGCUGCAGUCUGUGUUUUGAGGGGUAAGCGCGUGAGGUCCAACCUUGGGAAGAUGCCAGAGGUUCCGUCCGGAGCUCCAGAGAUGUCCCGGAAAAGAGGCGCUGAGCCUGGACCGCUACCCGAGCACGUCCUGGAGAGGAAAAAGGCCUGCUGGGGCAUUCUGACUAGUCAAGGGUCCUGGGCAGAUCGCUCCCCUCUCCAUGAAGCAGCUUCUCAGGGUCGACUGCUUGCCCUGCGCACUCUGCUGGCCCAGGGAUAUCACGCCAACAUUAUCACCAUCGAUCAUGUAACCCCUCUCCAUGAAGCCUGCCUGUCAGGACAUGUAGCCUGUGUCAGAGCAUUAAUACAUGCUGGAGCUAAUGUGAAUGCUGCUACCAUCGAUGGUGUCACUCCUCUGUACAACUGUUGUGCUUCUGGGAGUGUCGGUUGUAUGGAACUGCUGCUGCAGAAUGGAGCACACACCCACACACCACACACACACUUCCCCUCGGCUCUCCACGAAGCCUGCAAGAGAGGUAACAGCCAGUGUGUAGAGUCCCUGCUGUCUCAUGGGGCAGAUCCAGACUAUGAAGUGUCCCACUUGGGUUCUCCUCUCUACAUGAGCUGUCUACACCGACACACAGCCUGCUCAAAGAUUCUGCUUCACAGAGGAGCCAAUGUUAAUGUAGGCAGAGGAGGUGACAGUCCUCUGCACGCCUCUGUCAGACAGGACAGUGCCGAUCAGGUGUCACUGUUACUGGAUUAUGGAGCUGAUGUCAACAUCAGAGACAGUAAUGAUCAACGGCCUGUGGAGCUAGCGCCUGUUGGUGGAAAAACACAACAGCUGCUACUGACAUUUGAAGUUUCUCCGAGGAAUCUCUGCCAGUUGUGUCGUCUCCAGAUCAGGAACCUGAUUGGUCAAUCCAGACUGAAACUGCUCCCCCUCCUUCCUCUCCCUUCACUGCUCACUCACUAUCUGGAGCACAUAGGAUGAUGGGCACACAUACGUACAUAUGCAGCAUGACAGGGAAAAGCAACUGCAAUUCUGUUAACAUUUUAAAUUAGAUGUGCCAAGCCCCUUAUUAACCACAUGUGAUGUUUACACUUCACAAUGUUUUACACUGUAUGGUUGAGUUUGGCUACUACAAUGGCAUUACAUCAACAAAUACACUGCAUUUACUCUACUGCACGCUGUACUCUGGUACAUAGUACAAUGCCUUUGUGUUGCCAUAAUUGGCACAAUCUGUGUUUAUUUAAAAUGUUUAUUCAAUAUGACUUAUGCACAAUAUGUCAUUUUGUAAAUAUUGGACUUUCCAUUGGCAAGUGCUUGCCUUCAGGUGUCAAUAAAUGAUCCCCCAGCCUUCACAUUUUUAAAUCACGACUUAAAA